GAAAUUCAGAAAUACCAGAAAUCAACCAAGACACCUACAUAUCCGUAUGUAGCCAAGAGUUUAAACAUUAAAAAUGAAGUCAAAUGAUCUUCCUACCCCUUUCUCUUAGCUAAUAACUUGAUGAUCGAUCCUAUAUAUCACCUUUAGUUGGUUUAUAAUUAUGAGCCGAUCCUAUCCUUCAUACCGCAUUUACACUCCUUUUCCAACAGCGUUUCCAAACAUUUUUCUCGUGUACCGGACCCUGAGAUAAGCAUCAAUGCCUGGAAAUUCUCGGUGGAAAUUCUCAACUUUCUUCUUUUUUCCAAUAUGAAUUAAGUCUAACAAGCCAGUUUACAUAUUUCUUGAAAAACUUGCAAAAUGGAAUCACCAUUUCCAAAGUCGACAUCCAUCCCUGGAGAGGGUCGAAUAGUUGCCAAGCUCACGCCCAACAAUGUCUCAGCGCUUGAGAGUAUGACCUACCAAUAUCCUCUCAAGCUUAUAUCGCCUGCUUCUGCUGCUGAACAGGGAAGUGUAUUGGUGUUUCUUUUGUCAUACGGUGGAGGCAUUGUUGGCGGUGACCAGAUCAACCUCUCUAUCGACGUUCAACCAAGGGCAAGGCUCAGCAUCGUUACUCAAGGACAUACCAAAAUAUUUCGGCCUACGAAACCAGAUACCGUUUCAAGACAAAACUUGAAAGUCGAGAUCAAAGACGGGGCUGCCCUCUGUCUCGUUCCAGAUCCUGUUCAACCAUUCGAAGGUAGCGUAUACGAGCAAAUUCAGACUUUCAAGUUGACCGACGACGCAUCUCUAUGCUUGUUGGACUGGGUCACGCAAGGCCGUGUUGCUCUAGGCGAAAACUGGAGUCUCAAUCGAUGGGUUGGGCGCAAUGAAGUCUGGUCCAUCUCCGAUGCUAAAAUGUCCAAGGAUCGGCUUUUGGUCCGUGACAAUAUUAUUCUUGAUAGUAAAAACAGACCUGCGGGGUCGCCCUCACUUCGAGAGUCGAUGUAUGGUCAAGCUAUCAUGGGAACUUUGAUUCUUCGAGGCCCCAUGACUGAAUCCAUGGGCGACUUCUUCCUGGCCGAGUUUGCCGCGCUGCCACGAUUAGGUGCCCGAGAUUUCCGUAGUGCCGAAGCACGUGAGAAAGACGAAGCGACACCUCGAUCCCCUCUCGAAAGUUGGAGAGCCAGGAGGUUAGAGGAAGAGAGAGAGAAGCAGAUACUUUGGUCAGCCGCCAACGUACGUGGUUGUAUCGUGGUAAAAUUUGGUGCCGCGACCGUUGAAGCUGCUCGAAACUGGAUAGGGUCGAUGCUUUAUCAGGAAGGCAGCAUCGAAAGACACUUUGGCGAACAAGCACUAAUGUGUGUUCGAUGAUGGUCCCUUGCAUCUUGAUGGGGUUAUUAAGGCCACACGGAAGCAAAGGACCUCGUACAGGACGUAUCCAUGCCCUACCUAAAUUGGAGUAAAGGGCAUUGUUUUGUACUUAUGUUAUGGGGGAAAUUUUGGAAGAUCGUCGAGUUGCGCAUUUACGCCUUCCUACCUGUAUAGGAGGUGUACAAAAAGCGAUGGAGUUCAAAUAACAGAAUAAGAUCAUUCAGGGUAUAAUACCC
Molecule: messenger RNA, 1586 nt
Organism: Annulohypoxylon maeteangense
Lineage: Eukaryota; Fungi; Ascomycota; Sordariomycetes; Xylariales; Hypoxylaceae
Product: UreD-domain-containing protein
Exons: 2
Coding region: 358-1350 (330 amino acids)
Molecular function (GO): nickel cation binding
Source: RefSeq, a predicted model, not a curated record